This is a messenger RNA of Loa loa (African eye worm), 183 nucleotides long. RefSeq lists its product as hypothetical. NCBI's taxonomy places the organism in Eukaryota, Metazoa, Nematoda, Chromadorea, Rhabditida, Onchocercidae. The coding region runs from base 1 to 183 and encodes 60 amino acids. The record is from RefSeq and is a predicted model, not a curated record. The transcript has 2 exons.
AUGGAAGGAUGGGUGUGUCCGCCUGUCUGUCAGAAUAGGUCAGUACCGCAGCAGCAGACAGACACACACGUUGCAGCAGCAGCAGCAGAAGCAGCAGCAGCAGCAGAAGCAGCAACGACAGCAGCAGCAGCAGCAGCAGGAGCAAUAACAGCAGCAUUUGGUGAUAGUAUGAUGACGGAUUGA